GUGGGGACAGCCUGGAUGGGGUGGGACCACCCUGCAGCCUGGGCCCCCCACCCGGGACCCCAACGUGGGACCCCUCAGGUGCCUUGGCAGUGCCAGGUCCCCUCCCGGGGCUGCUCCGCUCGGUUCCCCCGGUACCGGCGGGGUCUGGAUCCCCCCAGCUCCGCUCGGUUCCCCCGGUACCGGCGGGGUCUGGAUCCCCCCAGCUCCGCUCGGUUCCCCCGGUACCGGCGGGGUCUGGAUCCCCCCAGCUCCUCUCGGUCCCCCCGGUACCGGCGGGGUCUGGAUCCCCCCAGCUCCGCUCGGUUCCCCCGGUACCGGCGGGGUCUGGAUCCCCCCAGCUCCGCUCGGUUCCCCCGGUACCGGCGGGGUCUGCAUCCCCCCAGCUCCGCUCGGUUGCCCCGGUACCGCCGGGAUCCCGUCCCGGCGGGGCUCGCGUUCCCUCCCGGCGGGCGCUGGAGGCGGCCCAGCCCGCUCCGCCCGCGCAGACCUCCGUGCCCGUCCCCACGGCGGGGCCCACCCCGAGCCCCCAGCGCGCUCGCCCCGUGUCCCAAAAUCCCGUCCCGGGGGGGAGGGUGGGGACAGCUCUGUCCCCCUGUCCUGAGCGGGGACUGUCCCCAAGGCAGCCAGGCGGAGGCGGAGGCCAUGGAGAAGGAGCUGCUGGAGGAUUAUCGCUUCGGGCUGCAGCAGCUGAUCGAGAUCUGGGGACACGCCUGUGCCGUGGCUGUCACCAAGGCGUUCCCGCUGCGCUCUCUGCGGCGCAGGCAGCCCACGCUGCUGGUGGCCUGCGGGCCGGCGCGGAUCGGGGCCGUCGGGCUGGUGUGCGCCCGCCACCUGCGCAGCUUUGAUUACGAGCCCACCAUCUUCUACCCCAAGCGCUCCCCGGACCCGCUGCACCGCGACUUCACCACGCAGUGCGAGAAGAUGGACAUCCCCUUCCUGUCCUACCUGCCCACCGAGGUGCAGCUGAUCAACGACGCCUACAACGCCGUGGUGGACGCGGUGCUGGGAGCCGAGGGGACAGAGGGGACAGAGGGGACGGAGCCGUGCGCGGCCAUCCUGGCCACCCUCAAGCACGUCCGCAUCCCCAUCGUCAGCCUGGAUGUCCCCUCAGGCUGGGCGGCCGGCGCGGGUGGCAGCGGUGACAUCAGCCCGGACGUGCUGGUGUCGCUGGUGGCCCCCAAGGAGGUGACGCGGCGCUUCCGGGGACGGCGACAUUUCCUGGCCGGGCGCUUCGUGCCCGAGGAGCUGCGGAGGAAAUUCGGGCUCAGCCCCCCCGAGUACCCGGGCAGCGACUGCGUGGUGGCCCUGUGACCCCAAAAACCCACCUGGGACCCCCAAAACCCACCUGGGACCUCCCAAAACCCACCUGGGACACCAAAAACCCACCUGGG
Haemorhous mexicanus (house finch) is the source of this 1391-nucleotide messenger RNA. RefSeq names its product YjeF N-terminal domain containing 3 (gene YJEFN3). Gene Ontology annotation, cellular component: mitochondrion. Gene Ontology annotation, molecular function: NAD(P)HX epimerase activity. NCBI's taxonomy places the organism in Eukaryota, Metazoa, Chordata, Aves, Passeriformes, Fringillidae. The record is from RefSeq and is a predicted model, not a curated record.